This is a messenger RNA of Nannospalax galili (Upper Galilee mountains blind mole rat), 2766 nucleotides long. RefSeq names its product potassium channel tetramerization domain containing 13 (gene Kctd13). Gene Ontology annotation, biological process: protein ubiquitination; negative regulation of Rho protein signal transduction; proteasome-mediated ubiquitin-dependent protein catabolic process. The record is from RefSeq and is a predicted model, not a curated record. The transcript is spliced from 6 exons. Bases 186 to 1001 code for a protein of 271 amino acids. NCBI's taxonomy places the organism in Eukaryota, Metazoa, Chordata, Mammalia, Rodentia, Spalacidae. Gene Ontology annotation, molecular function: ubiquitin-protein transferase activity; protein binding. Gene Ontology annotation, cellular component: Cul3-RING ubiquitin ligase complex.
CAGCCACGCCUGCGCAGCUGCCCGCGCCGGCUUCCGGGUGGAUAGCAAGAUGGGGCCAGGGGCCGACGGUGCGGAGUAGUGGCCGCGAGUGGGCGUGUGUUGCGGGAGGUCCGCCAGCCGCGGGGUACCUGGGAGCUGCGCGGUCGCGGACAGAGCCUGCGCCUGCAGCCCGUCUGGCCGCGGUGAUGUCGGCCGAGGCCUCGGGCCCCGCGGCAGUCGCCGGGUCCCUGGACGCCGCCAAACCCUCGGGUCCGGAGCCUGGCUCGCCCACGUUCAGUCUGAAGCCCCUGACCCCGAACAGCAAGUACGUGAAGCUGAACGUGGGCGGCUCGCUGCACUACACCACGCUGCGCACUCUCACGGGCCAGGACACCAAGCUCAAGGCCAUGUUCAGCGGCCGCUUGGAGGUGCUCACCGACGCCGGAGGUUGGGUGCUGAUUGACCGCAGUGGCCGCCACUUUGGUACAAUUCUCAACUACCUGCGAGAUGGGUCGGUGCCCCUGCCUGAGAGCACCCAAGAACUGGGGGAGCUACUAGGUGAAGCCCGCUACUACCUGGUACAGGGCCUGAUUGAAGACUGUCAGCUGGCACUGCAGCAAAAAAGGGAGAACAUGUCUCCACUGUGCCUCAUUCCCAUGGUGACAUCUCCCCGUGAAGAGCAGCAGCUUCUGGCCAGCACCUCCAAGCCGGUGGUGAAGCUUCUCCACAACCGCAGUAACAACAAGUACUCCUAUACCAGUACUUCAGAUGACAACCUCCUGAAGAACAUCGAGCUGUUUGACAAACUGGCCCUGCGUUUCCAUGGGCGGCUGCUCUUCCUCAAGGAUGUCCUGGGGGACGAGAUCUGCUGCUGGUCUUUCUACGGGCAGGGCCGCAAAAUCGCCGAGGUGUGCUGCACCUCCAUUGUCUAUGCCACGGAGAAGAAGCAAACCAAGGAGGUCUGCAGAGCCAGGAGCAGUGGUAAUCGCAGCAUUCAGGAGGCUGAGGCAGGAGGAUCAUGAAUUCAAGGCCAUUGUGGGCUACACAGUAAAAGACUCUAUCAAAAACCAAGAAGAAAGAUCCAUGAUUAUCUUUAGAACCUGAGAAGGUCAAUUACCAAAGAUGAGUUUUUGUUUUGUUCUGGUAAUACUCAGGACCUCAUGCGAUCAUGCAGGUGCUGUACUACCGAGUGACUUCCCUACCCUUCAUCCUUUUUGGUUUCCUUUGAGACAGGGUCUCCUUGUAGCCCCAGCUGGCCUGGAACUCUCUAUGUAGACCAGGCUGGCCUUAGUCUUACAGAGAUCCACCUGCCUCUGCCUCCCAAAUGCCGAGAUCAAAGGUAUGUACAACCAUGCCCAACUUAUUUUGUUUUGAGACAGUCUCACAAAGCUGUACAGGCUGCCCUUGAACUUGCAAUUGGCCCGCCUCAGCCUCUCCAGUAGCUGGAAGUAUUGACAGGGUCUUAAAACCUGUAGGACCACAUGGCUUCUAGUAACAUCGAGUUUGUGGCUUCUUGUGAACAUGGUAGCCCUUGGCAAAUGUUUCUAAGUACCCACUCCAUUAGGCACAGCCCAGACUCAACCAAAGGCACAAUGUUCUAAAUAGGAUGCAAGACCCUCCUCUGUGGUCCCUUCUGAACUUGUGACGAGGGAUGUUUCCCCUUUCUCUGUCAGCCUAAUGAACUUGUACUUUAAGCCUAAGCCAAGCAUCAUUUUUCUUUGGAUAUAUUUGCUCAUGAACUUUGAACCUAACUACCCCAGACAGAGUUGGUUGGUCAAACUCCCUUUUUAUCUAAACAAUGUUUGCUGUAGCCUGUAGUUUGGGGGCAGCGGUUGCAGGGUAAUGCUGCAUGUUUUUCUUUCCUGUCUCUCUUAGCAUCAGCCUGGUAAAGGGCACAGAAUGAAUGCCCCAGAUUCCAGGAGGGUUUUUUUUUUCCUGCAAAAACAGGAAGACACAAAUCAUUAGACUGUAGCUUAAGAGGAGGAUGUAGUGGUACACACCUGUAAUCCCAUCUACUUGGAAGGCUGAGGCAGAAGGAUUUUAAAUUCAAGACCAUCCUAGGCAACGUAGCGAGAUCCUGUCUUAAAAUUAAAUCACUAAUAAAUAAGGGUGUAGGUGUAGCUCAGUGGUAGAAAUGCAUGAGGCUCUGGGCUCAGCCCUCAGCACUGCAAAGAAGGAAGGGUGGGCUACGUUCAUCAUAUUCUUCCAAGACCAUCAUGGAGGACCACUUUUGCCACUUCAUUCCUUUCUGGUCUCUUUCAUCAUUUCAUCUCAAUGAUAUUUCUAGGAAUAUUCCUUACUGAGCUUUUACACUUCUUGUAGCCCCUCUGGUCUGUUUUCUCUAGCUGUCUGCUUUCUUCCUUUUGGUCAAACAUCACGUUCUCAACAGGGUCUUCUCUAAACUCCCUCUUCAAAGAUAAACCACUCCUAGCAAAGGACAUUCUAUCUCCCUUUCCUUCACUAGCUUUCUGCAUAGCGUGUCAUCAUAUGAUUUAGUGUAUAUUUCAGGAAUUGUGUGUUUGAGGUCCCCCCCCCCCGCACUUCCAACUUGUCUACGGCAGCCAUUUUUAUUCACUGCUAUAUUCUCAGUGUCCAGAACAACCCCUGGGAUCAUGCCAUCACUCCAGAUUUGUCAGGUGAAAGAACAAACCAAGAGACUGGGCAGUAACAAACUACCCUAAUACCUAACUUAGAGCCUGGGUAUAUGUGGGUGGGGGUUGGGGGGGACACAGCAGCUACCAGGGAAGGGUUAUGGAAGUGGACCAGAGAGUAGGAGCUGGGGGUUGC